UGCUCAGAGUGUGGACAGAGCUGCAAUUACGCCUCCGAGCUGGCUCGGCACCAGCGUAUCCACACAGGGGAGAAGCCAUAUCAGUGCUCAGAGUGUGGGAAGGGCUUCGCUCGUUCCUCCAGCCUGGCUGAGCACCAGCGUAUCCACAUGGGGGAGAAGCCACAUCAGUGCUCAGAGUGUGGGAAGAGCUUCCGUUACUCCUCCAGGCUGGUUGAGCAUAAGCAUGUCCACACGCGGAAGAAGCCACAUCAACACUCAGAGUGUGGGAAGAGCUUCCAUUACUCCUCCAGCCUGGCUAAAGACCAGCGUAUCCACACGGGAGAGAAGCCUCAUCAGUGCACAGAGUGUGGGAAGAGCUUCAGUUACUCCCGCCAGCUGGCUCUGCACCAGCGUAUCCACACUGGGGAGAAGACACAUCAGUGCUCAGAUUGUGGGAAGAGCUUCAGGUACUCCUCUGAGCUGGCUCGGCAUGAGCGUAUCCACAAGGGAGAGAAGCUACAUCAGUGCUCAGAGUGUGGGAAGAGCUUCCGUUACUCCUCCGGGCUGGUUGAGCAUAAACAUGUCCACACGGGGGAGAAACCGUAUCAUUGCUCAGAGUGUGGGAAGAGCUUCCAUUACUCCUCCAGGCUGGUUGAGCAUAAGCAUGUCCACACGGGGGAGAAGCCACAUCAGUGCUCAGAGUGUGGGAAGAGCUUCCGUUACUCCUCCGGGCUGGUUGAGCAUAAACAUGUCCACACGGGGGAGAAACCGUAUCAUUGCUCAGAGUGUGGGAAGAGCUUCCAUUACUCCUCCAGGCUGGUUGAGCAUAAGCAUGUCCACACGGGGGAGAAGCCACAUCAGUGCUCAGAGUGUGGGAAGAGCUUC
Alligator sinensis (Chinese alligator) is the source of this 864-nucleotide messenger RNA. RefSeq names its product zinc finger protein 551-like. The record is from RefSeq and is a predicted model, not a curated record. The annotation marks the transcript as partial. NCBI's taxonomy places the organism in Eukaryota, Metazoa, Chordata, Crocodylia, Alligatoridae. The transcript has a single exon.